UAAUUAAAGAAGAAGCGAACACAAAGCUAUCAAGUAAUACAGUGGGUGAUCAUUAUAAAUUGACACAUAUCGUUAAAAAGUAUGUUCAUCGCAUCCUCCAUAUGACACCAAAUGAGACACUUGCCUCCAACACUCUCGUAAGCUUGGUUAUAUGACUCUUGGACGCGCCCCACGCGCCCCUCUUUUUUCUCUCAAAUUACGCGACCAAUUUCGUUCUCCUUCACCUUCGCCGAUCUCGGCAUUGGCUCCCUCCAGCCGCUAUGGCUAAAAAGAAAUCCAAAACACCUCCCCGCAGUCUCCCUACUGGACCUGUCAAUUCUCUUUUACCAAACCCAUCUAUAGUACCGCCUGAUUCGUCGAAAUCAGCUGGCUGCUCUUCCUCUCUUUCUAGAUCUGAGAAGUUACCUGAGUCCAACAAAGACAUCGGCUAACUCAGUAGAAUCUGUACCCAGCGCGCCUCCUGCGGUGGCGGCAUUGGCUACCGAAAAUCCUACCCCUACUGCUCCAAUUCCGGUAGUCAACCUGUUGGCGACAACCACUGGCACCAGUCACGAACCGACUAGCGGAACCCCACCCCCUGGUUUACCACCGGCUGUAGCGACCACAACGAUUCCCCUUCCACCUGUCAAGCAAAGCGUGCAAGGGGCCGAUUCUCCUUGGAAGAACCUCGUCAAUGGUAACCAAAUCAAACUGGAGAAGAAGGGUACCCCAUUCAUCCUUGACUCCGGUGAAGCCUGUGUGACAAUUCCGAACUCCGUCAUUGAAAAGAAAAAGAAAGCUUGGGAUAGCUUUAUCCUUGGUCAAUUCUAUGAAGAUCCUCCUUCCCGUGGUGCAGUUCAAGCUAUUGUUAAUGAUAUUUGGAGUCGCCAGAGAAAAUAUAUCUCAGUCUCCAAAAUGGAAGGGAAUUAGUUCCUCUUUAGAGUCCUAUGCCUAAAUACCCGCUGACGAAUUCUGAGCCAAAGCCUUUGGCAAAUUGACAGUCAAUCAAUGUUUGUAGCCAAAUGGUCUCCAGAAGUCCAAACAACAAAACCAGAGCUGUCCAUGGUCCCGGUAUGGCUUGAAUUUGUGGGUGUCCCUUUGCAAUUUUUCAAUCGUGAGGGCCUUGAGCACAUAGCAGGACUCGUCGGGCACCCUGUUUGCCUCUACCCGCAUACUGAGAAUCUGAUCAACGUUGAAGUAGCCAAGGUCUAUACUGUCAUCGAUCCGAGGAUACCACUCCCAGAGGCAGUAAAUGCUCAUUUCGAAUCCGGGCUGAUAAAACGGAUACAAGUUUCUAGUCCCUGGUUGCCCUCUCUCUGUAACCAUUGCAAACAGGUGGGCCAUACUGUAUCUCGCUGCUCCAAAGCGCCUGCUACAUGCACCACCUGUGGCUCAGUCAAACAUCUCACUGCAGACUGUCCUAGGGUGAAGAAAGACAAGCGACAGGAGAAACAAUCUAUUGCUAGCCAACUACCUAUCGUUGGUACAAAUCCUCCUGCACCUGCACAAGGACAAAACCAGGCACUCCCCUCACCACAAUCUACUCAACCACUUAUUAUAGCAUCCUCUCCGCUGGACUCUGCUGUAUCUACGGGUACAAACUUCCUUGCGGCAACCAAUGCUACCUCAAGUACGGGGAACAGACAUCAUGUCACCCUCCCAGCCCCCUCAGUGGUAGGACAUUCUCCCUCACGUACUGCUUUGAGGCUUGAUGAAAGGCAGCUUUGCAUUGACUUGAGGGAUAACCUGUUCUCUCAUCUAUCACCGAAGGACGAUGAAACGGCUGAUGAUCCCUCUCAAAUCAAAUCUGACAGCUCUAACAACCUAUCUGAGGACGAUGACAAUCCAGAAGUGGAUGAGGACCGUUUUUUGAAGGUCGUGUCCAAACGGAUGCAGAGGCACAAGCUGCGUAAGGAAAGGGCCGGAGGUCCCAUAAACCUCUAACCCCCAUAUCCAUUUAUGAAUAUUUUUUGUUGGAAUGUAAGAGGUCUUAAUGACCAUGUAAAGCGGAAAAGCAUUCGGAAAUGGCUGAAACUACACCAGCCGCUUUUUGGUGGGAUUCUUGAAACCCAUGUAAGUCCCCUGAACGCGUAAGCUAUAGUAACUAGCGUACUUCCAGGUUGGUAUUUUGUAAAUAACUAUGAGUUCUCAGAACUUGGGAGGAUAUGGAUUGUCUGGCACCCUUCUGUUCAAGUUACCAUUAUCCGCAAAUCUCUGCAGAUGAUCACUUGUCAGAUUAAGCUGUCUUUUGUCUAUCACAACAUUCUUGUCUCUAUAGUCUAUGCCUCGUCUACUUGUGCCUCUGCCAGGAAGGAACUAUGGGAGGAGAUCGAUGACACAGCAUCUGCUACCUCUGCUAUUCCCUGGACUGUUCUAGGGGAUUUCAAUCAAACGUUGUUUCCACAUGAGCACUCCUCGCAAGAUGCAAACCUCACUACUUCAGGAUUCUUGUCAAUGAUGAAUGGAUCACUGGAUUUCCCUCCUCUUUAGCUGUACUUGGGGAACCUGCAUUCUCAGAUCACAGUCCCUGCUGCUUAUCCCUCGACAGUCAUGCACCACAGCGGAAAAAGCCAUUCUAGUUCCUGGUUAUGUUGAAUCAGCACCCUGAUUUCGCCCCUCUCAUCAAGAUUUGGUGGGAUGCAUUAGCUUUCGAUGGAACCAAAAUGUUUGUCAUUGCCAAAAAACUGAAAGCUCUUAAAUCUGUGAUAAGGGAGUUUAGUAAGACCACCUACUCAGGGAUAGAGAAGAGGACUCAAGAGGCGUACCUUCAACUCCUUCACUGUCAAAAUGAACUCCUACCGCUGCCUUCCACUGACUUGAUCAUCUAGGAGAAAGAGGCUCAUAAAGCCUGGUCCCUUCUUGCAAAAGCUGAGGAAUCCUACCUGAGACAGAAAUCACGCAUCUGUUGGUUGGAGGAUGGGGAUACAAACUCAAGAUUCUUCCAUCGCUCCAUCAUUACUAGACAGGGUUUCAAUGAAAUUAUCCUCUUCCUUGAUAACAAUGAUCAGGUAGUAGACUCGAAGCAAGGUAUCCAGUCUCUAGUGGUGGAUUUCUACGAAAACCUCCUAGGCAACCAGACUCAACUCACUACUGCCUCUGUCUCAGAAAUUUCUGAUUUGCUUCCUCAAACAUGCUCUCCAGCCGCUAUACAAACUCUUUUGACCCAUGUAACACCUGAGGAAAUUCGCAGUGUUGUCUUCUCGUUGCCGAAGAACAAAGCUCCGGGCCUGGAUGGCUUUUGUGUCGAAUUUUUCACGUCACAAUGGGACACGGUAGGGAAAUCAGUGGUUGAGGCUGUUCUUGAAUUCUUCAACACUGGAAAGAUGCUCAAACAAUGGAACGCAACAAUUUUGACUCUUGUCCCUAAGGUCCCGAAUGCACAAAGGAUUGGGACGCGGCCGAAAUGAAGGAGCAUGAGUGGGCCGUAUCGGAAGCUUAGGGAACGAAGAGAACGGUGAGGGUGGAGGCUUAGCUGGUGGAGGCUUAGCUGGUGGAGGUUACCAAUCACGGGAAGUCGCCAUGGAGAAGGUGGUAGGUUGGGUUUGGUAGCGGGUCGUUUGAGUAGUCGGUUUAGGAGAAGAAGUGCUAGGAUUGUUGUUAGGGAAAGAGAGAUGAUUAUCAUUUCCAUUCUGUACUUUGAAACUAAAAUCAAAUCUCUCACUCGUUGAUAUAUUUUUGUUACAAUGAAUAAAACAAAACUCUUUUAACUACCACCAGGUGUUUGUUCCACCAUGAGUUAGACAAUAACAAGGUAUUUUUCAACUAUGGAUUUAAAAGAGUUUAAAUCUUUGGAUAAUAUGUUCUUGUUCAACAAUUGAAUUUAAAUAUAUGUAUAUAUAGGACAUGCUAUUUGUAAAUCAUGUUUGUGAGGUUUUAA
Messenger RNA from Camelina sativa (false flax), 3856 nucleotides. NCBI's taxonomy places the organism in Eukaryota, Viridiplantae, Streptophyta, Magnoliopsida, Brassicales, Brassicaceae. The record is from RefSeq and is a predicted model, not a curated record.